This is a messenger RNA of Ornithorhynchus anatinus (platypus), 2690 nucleotides long. RefSeq names its product glucosamine-phosphate N-acetyltransferase 1 (gene GNPNAT1). The coding region runs from base 805 to 1374 and encodes 189 amino acids. The record is from RefSeq and is a predicted model, not a curated record. Gene Ontology annotation, biological process: UDP-N-acetylglucosamine biosynthetic process. The transcript is spliced from 7 exons. Lineage: Eukaryota; Metazoa; Chordata; Mammalia; Monotremata; Ornithorhynchidae. Gene Ontology annotation, molecular function: monosaccharide binding; glucosamine 6-phosphate N-acetyltransferase activity. Gene Ontology annotation, cellular component: Golgi apparatus; endoplasmic reticulum; endoplasmic reticulum-Golgi intermediate compartment.
UCUCUCGAAGUGGGUAGCAUUUGGGAAACAAGCAAUCUGUACUGCUCGUACAUUCCCCCAAGAGCUAAGCUCUCACUAAAUCCCGCUUGACGACCAGAACUCAGAGUUGCUCACAGUACAGACUCUCCCGGGUUCUCUGAGUAAUAAAUGUGUAAUUUUUCCUCAGUUUGUAACGCUCGUUGCCGUGGCUUUCCACCCUAGCAUCUUUCGACGGCAUCAUACGUUUUCGCCUUGACAUUGUGUUCCAACGUUGUGACUCACUUGUCUGGGACAGGCGAAAGUUUUUCCCUCACUAAUUCACUGGCCCGCGCCUGGUUUUCCCAAGGGCUUGGGCGGCUCCUAAAGCACAUCGCCCAAGGCGGACCCUUUGGCCCAACCAGACGUGUUCGAGAUGACCCAACGACUUGGGGUGGGGUUCGCAGCCGGCUGCGUUGCCUCGCUCCGCUCUCCGUGGACGGGUCUCACCUCCACCGGGAACAAGAGCCGCGUAAUCGAAAAUGCGCUCAUGUCUGCGUAGCCCAGGCUGGGUCCAAAAGCGGAAGAAGAACACGCUCGGUUGUCCCGCAACGUGGUUGCAGGAGCGGGGAACGUGCUUGUGACAAGAGUGUCGCCGUGUCGGAAGAGCGGUUUGUGAGUACGCGGAGUUGAGAUAGAUCAGUGUAGGUGAGAGUUCUCCUUUGGCUAACUGGACAUCCAAGGAAAGGAAAAACUGGAUUCCAUGACUACAAGGUCUUCCUUCUUCCCAUCAAGAGAAGUUUGGUCCUUCCCCGGUUUCAAAGACAACAUUAAGGUUCGUCUGCCAGCAUGAAGCCUGAUGAGGUCCCCCUGUUUGACCCCGGCCUGCUCAGGGAGAUCGACUGGAGCCAGAACACUGCCACCUUCUCGCCCGCCAUCUCCCCCACCCACCCCGGCGAUGGCCUCGUCCUAAGACCGCUUUGCUUGGCCGAUGUAAAUCGAGGUUUCUUUAAGGUAUUGGGUCAGUUGACAGAAACUGGAGCGGUCAGCCCUGAGCAGUUCACCAAAUCCUUCGAGCACAUGAGGAAGUCGGGCGAUUACUACGUUACAGUUGUGGAAGACCUAACGGUAGGCCGGAUCGUGGCCACGGCGACUCUGAUCGUAGAACAUAAAUUCAUCCACUCGUGUGCCAAGAGAGGAAGAGUAGAAGACGUGGUUGUCAGUGAUGAAUGCAGAGGAAAGCAACUGGGCAAACUAUUACUGUCAACUCUUACACUGCUCAGUAAGAAGCUGAACUGUUAUAAAAUUACCCUGGAAUGUCUCCCACAAAAUGUAGGUUUCUAUAAAAAGUUUGGUUAUACUGUAUCUGAAGAGCGGUACAUGACCCGGAGGUUUCUAAAGGCAGACAAUCCGCAGUAAUUAUUAUUAUUGUUUUUUUAAAGAGCCACAGGUAGAGGGUCUUGUGCUACAAGAUUAUUCAACCCCUGGAAACUUUUUUUUUUAAAGUACUGUUAUAAAUAAUGGAUUGAAAUAUUUGUAAAAUGUUACUGGUACAGUGACUUUGGGUGGGGGAGACAUACUGUAGGAUUAAGUUAAAGGAAUAUCCACAAAGGGGAUGGUUUUUAACCAAAGGAAUCUAUUUUUAUCUUGAAUUUUUUCUUGCAUUGUAUUUUUCUAAAGUUUUGUUCCAUUCCUUGGAAGACAAAGGCUAGAUAGUAGAGCACGUUUCUCCUAUCUGCACUUUUCCACUUACUGAAAGGUGGUGGAAAGGUCCUGCUAUGCACAGACAGUAACAAUGUAGAAAAGCGUAAGAGUGUGGAUUUCUAAUCAGAGAGACAAAUACUACUGACAUGGCUAUAUUCUAGAGCCAGUUUCAGAGUUUGUGGUGUCUUAAAUUUGCAUCCAAGCAGGAGGUGAAUUGUUAAAUGGGGCAGAGAUGUCAGUGGUUCAUGUGAAAACUAAAUUCAGACUCAGCGGCAGUAAUUGUCAGUUGAUUUGUGAAAUUUGAGUGAUGGGCACUUAAAGAAUCAAUGUAAAAUGGAAUGCUUCUAGUGCAAAAGUAAUAACCUCAAUUUUGCUCUGAAUCCUGUAUUCUAAGUGGGCAAAAUGGAAGGCAGUCCUGUCGUUCUGUGAAAUGCAGUAAAUAAUUUAGAUCUUUAAGGACCCCUAGGUUUUCCUAAGGUAAAGAGGGGUAUGUCUUACCUUUUGACCUGAAUAGUCACCUUGUUCCACAACUGGAGAGUAGGAGCAGCGUGGUCUAGUGGAAAGCGCACAGGCCUGGGAGUCAGAGGACCUGGGUUCAAAUCCCAGCUCUGUCACUUAACUUCUCUGAGCCUCUGUUUCCUUAUCUGAAAAAGGAGGUGGUCGGGGGGAAGGGUUCAGUACCUCUUCUCCCUCCUGUUCGGAUUGUGAGCUUCAUGUGGGACAAGGACUCUGUCUGACUUGAUUAUCAUGUCUUUACCCCAGCACUUAGAACAGUGCUUAAUACCAUAUAAUAAUUAUGCAGUCCAUCUCUCAUUCUACCUGGGCAGCAGCCUCUUAAAGUAAAAGAAGUCUCCUUCUCAAACCCCUUAGACCCGAUGGACUGUUUACUCCGCACCUUCUCGGAGCUGGUGGGAGUUUUUCUAUUUAAUGUGGUCACGGUAUUGCACUCAACAUAUAUUUGGGCCUCUGAGGUGUUUUAUUUAUUUUUUUAAGGUGUUCUUUCAGUUCCAAUAAAUGAUUAUCAGAAAAUA